Symbiodinium necroappetens is the source of this 549-nucleotide messenger RNA. The record is from the annotation of a GenBank genome assembly. NCBI's taxonomy places the organism in Eukaryota, Dinophyceae, Suessiales, Symbiodiniaceae.
AUGUUUGUGCCGAUUCCUUGUCAGGAGAAGGUGAGCUCCUGGUUUGUUGUGUUCAGCCUCCUGCACAAGAUAGUCUUCGGCUUUGCAUGUGUUGCUGUCAUCAACGGCGUCUUCAUGCAAGAGACCUUCAAGGUCGCCCAACAAGACGACCAGAUCAUGUUGAGGACCGUGGAAACAAAACGUAUGGCCCACAGGAAGAAGAUGCAAAUGUUCUUUCAGCAUGCCAACGAUGAUGAUGACAAGGUCCUGUCGCCCGAGGAGUGGAGGGAGGUGCUUGCAGAGGAGAAGGUGAAGCAUUGGUUUGCCGCGCAGGGUCUGAGCAUCUCUGAUCCUGAUCUCUUGUGGGACAUUCUAGACACCUCGGGGGACAGGGAGCUCGACCUGGAGGAGCUGAUCCAAGGAACUGCUCGUUUGCAGGGACCUGCCCGAAGCCUCGACUUGGCCGUGCUCAAGAUGGAGCACUACCGCACUUUGGGCGCUGUGAAGGACAUCCGGAGUUCCGUGGACAUGCUCCGGCAGCAGGUGAACCUGCUGGUCAGGCGACGAUAG